AUGGCAUACCGAAAGCAAAGCUACAUCUUCGAUGCUGGCCGGCUGGGGCAGAUCGAAGGCCUAACCUUGAGUCUGUGUGACGAAUCAGCGGUACACUACUUUGGCGGCAUUCCCUACGCUCUACCACCGACAGGCAAAUUCCGUUUUCGUGCUCCUCGAAAGUUGCCCGAGGAGUAUAGAUAUGGCACAGUUUCGAACCCAGGUCGGUUCACUGGGGGAACAGCAAUCUGCCCGCAGCCUCCAGCUCGUACUCCACAAGACGAGACCCUCUUCGAUGAGGACUGUCUGCAACUAAAUAUCUGGAUACCUGCAGAGCCUGCACCUAAGGAUGGCUGGCCCGUUUUUGUCUAUUUCCAUGGCGGUUUCCUGCAAGUCGGUAGUGCAAACUGGGGUCCAGGGUCAUUGGUGCCACUCCUGAGGGAUUCGGCCUUUAGCGCGAUAAUGGUGUUUCCUGCUUUCAGAUUGAAUGCCUUCGGAUUUCUUGCAAGUGAAGAGCUAACUCAUGACGCAAGGAUCCACGGUGAGUGCAAUGGCAACAUGGGCUUGUGGGAUCAGAGAACUGCUCUGGAGUGGACGUACACGAACAUUUCAUUGUUCGGGGGGAACCCAUCGAAUAUUACCGCUGCUGGAUACUCGGCCGGCGGCUACUCAGCUUUCCAGCAAUUGGCACACGAGCUGUACUCUGUACCACAAGGAAAACAUGUCAUCAAGAGAAUCGCUAUGUUCUCGAACGGCCCUGGCGUGACACCCAAGACACUGGCGGAACAGCAAAAGCAGUUCGACGAGUUUAUCACGAGAUUGGGCAUUUCCCUUGAGCUUCCAUCCGCCCAGAAGGUAAAAAUGCUUCGAAGCCUUCCGUACCAAAAGUUAAUCGAGGUACAAAAGGAGAUGAAAAUCCACGAAUUUCGACUUCUUGACGAUGGCUCGUUUCUACCCAAGGACCUUAUAUCCAAGGUGAACAAUGGGGACUUCGGAAAGAGAAUGAAGGAACGUGGAAUCACCCUUCUAAGUGGAGAAUGCAAAGAUGAACACACCAUUUAUCGGUCUUGGCGAUCACCCGAAGACUCUUAUGACGCUGUCUACUCUCGCCUCUGUGCAGAGUUCCCAGAAAAUACUGCGAGAAAGCUCAUGGGGCAUUUUUGCAGCUCGAAGAAGAAUCUCCCACCUGGUUAUGAUGAUUGGAAGGAUUUUUUUGGUAAGAUCUAUGCCAAUAUCCAAGUCCAUGCCCUUCAGCGUGGACUUCACAACGCCCUGUUUCGAAGCGGCCUCCUUCCCGGUGUCGACGUUCUGCGGUACCGCUUUGACAAGCGCCUGGAGUGCAUCAGCGGAAGUUACCCGGUUGAAUUGGGUGUGACACACUCAAGUGAUGUGCCUAUCUGGUUCUGGGGUGCGAACUUCUCGGGUGGCCUGACUGACCAGGAGAAGGCAAUGCUCAGUGGCUGGAAUCAAGGCUUCGCUUCUUUCGUCAAGGGCGAUAAAGUAGAAUGGGGUCCAAAGCAACCCAAAGAAAUGAGGCGGUGGAGGAGCGAUGGAGAGACGGACGUUUGGACAGAUGACAAUUGGGAGCAGGGUCUAGAGUUUUGGGAUUUGCUCAAUAAGCCAUGA
Molecule: messenger RNA, 1605 nt
Organism: Talaromyces amestolkiae
Lineage: Eukaryota; Fungi; Ascomycota; Eurotiomycetes; Eurotiales; Trichocomaceae
Exons: 1
Coding region: 1-1605 (534 amino acids)
Source: RefSeq, a predicted model, not a curated record